Molecule: messenger RNA, 2850 nt
Organism: Cephus cinctus (wheat stem sawfly)
Lineage: Eukaryota; Metazoa; Arthropoda; Insecta; Hymenoptera; Cephidae
Gene: Rab21
Product: ras-related protein Rab-21
Exons: 4
Coding region: 663-1334 (223 amino acids)
Biological process (GO): Rab protein signal transduction
Molecular function (GO): GTP binding; GTPase activity
Source: RefSeq, a predicted model, not a curated record
GUUUGAUUUUUGUUGCUAGCCGGCAGUUCAGCAAAAUUCCACUAGGGCAUAAAAGCGGCAUAACUUUUUCGAAUUCUAUCUGUAGACUACGAUGUGAUUUAUAAAAACUAUUGUAUAUGUAAUCGACCAAUAAAUCUAGUAGUCAAAAUUUCAUUACAGCAUGACACUACUUUAAUGAUAUCAAGGCUUUCAUGGAUACAAAUGUUUUGUGGACAGAGAACGUAACGCCAUCUUCAAAAUAUUGAUAUUAAAUUACGUUUAUUCAAGUAUAAUCCGUAUUUAAUGCGAUCAGAAAGGCGCUUGUUAAUCUGCCAAUGAAACUCAAUGUAUUAAUGAUUGAUAGUACGCCAUUUUCGAAUUAAUGGUAAACAAAGUAUGUCCAUGCCAUCUUGUGGCGUAGUUGACGAAAAUCCAUUGUGAUUGCGGUUCCUCUUCCUUAAAAAAAAAAAAAUCCUAGAUAUGAACAGGUUAAAACAGCUGAUUCUUCACUUUUGACGUUAAUCCAAGAGAAACAAAAAUAUUAGUCCAAACUAAUGUCAAUACAGAAUAACACAAGUAUAUAAUGAUAACCACUUAUUAGCAUCUUGAAUGAAAGUCGGCGACCAGAUUUUCAACUGUUUAUAUAAUAUUACUGUUCAGUUUUAUUAGAAAGUCGUAAAAGAAUGGCCAAUUCAGUUGCUAGUACUAGCAAUGGUUAUAAUUUUAAAGUUGUGUUACUUGGGGAAGGGAAGGUAGGAAAAACUUCUCUUGUUCUAAGAUAUGUGGAAGAUAUGUUCAACGAUAAACAUAUUAUAACGACACAGGCUUCGUUUCUAAAGAAGAAACUGAAUAUUAAUGGAAAACGAAUAAAUUUGGAUAUAUGGGACACAGCUGGACAAGAAAAGUUUCAUGCUCUAGGACCGAUAUAUUAUCGUAUGUCCAAUGGUGCUAUUUUGGUGUAUGAUAUAACUGAUGAAGAAUCAUUUAAGAAAGUGAAGGAUUGGGUAAAGGAACUAAAGAAAAUGUUAGGUAAUGACGUCCUCUUGGUUAUUGCUGGCAAUAAAUUGGAUCUUGAAAAUGAUAGGAAUGUCACAGUAGAGGAAGCAGAGGCAUAUGCGAAACAAGUUGGUGCUGUGCACUUUCAAACUUCUGCAAAACUCAAUCAGAAUAUAGAAGAAUUGUUUCUGGACCUUACACGUCGUAUGAUGGCUCAUGCCAGUGAAGUAGAACAAAAAUCUACGUUGACGCGAACGAAUAGCACGCGACGUAACGUGGUGGUCGUGGAAGAUGAGUCCGAACAAGAUCAACCAGUUAAGAGUUCCUGCUGCGGUGGUAGCUCCUUGCAAAAUCCGUAACGGGUGAUAAAUUGCGAAUAAGCAUGAAUUAUAUAUAAAUGUAUAUAUUAGUUAUCUUUCCUAUAUCCCGCAGCGAAUCCCAGUUUUUAAUUGAUACAUUUUUUUUACGUAACAUGGAAGGAGAAAUUCAUAUUCCUGUUUUAAUAUAUACAGAAAAUAUAUAUAUUAGAAUCUAAACUAUAAGUACAUUUAAUAGACAUACACACGUUACUGAGUACAUAACGAAAUUGUGUAUAAAUUCAAAUGCAAAUAUAUAUUAGGAAUAUUUCUCAGACGCUACACCUCAGCUGAGAAAUGCAAAGUGUUGUUUUAUAUUUAUACAAAAUCAUUUACAUUGAUAAUCAUUGUUUCUUACACUGUGAGGUAUGUGAUGAUUAUAAAAUAAGACUUCGUUCUAAGGCUCUAAAAGACUUCGAAGUUUACUGCAGUGAUCAUUCGUCGCGAAAAGUCUUUAAGUUUCCCUUAUCUUUACUACAAUUCCAGAAGAGAAAACAUUUCUGAUAACCAAUCAUUAUACAGUUUCCAAAAUGGCAUACGGAGAUAAUUUCUUUCUGCCCCCCAGAUGAUUUACAGUAUGAUAGAUCUGUUUACAGUUAGUAUGCUAUAUUUUACUAACUACACAGAAUAAGAGCCAAUUCUAUAUACCAGAUUCUUCAGCCUAAAUACACUACCUGAAGUUAGCGCAUCUAUUCUCAUGGUGAAACCAUUUUCAGGUAUUGCGUUAAGGCUAUAGAGCCAGGUAUGCCAUUUUAUACCAUAAUUCAACAACGGUUCCUACCUGUAUCAUAAUGAUUAACCUUAUAAACGAUUAAAAUUACUCCAAAAGGAUAAUGAACGUUGUCACACAAAAUAACACUAUGCAUUACCCGUCAACAACAAUGAUUUUAAAAAAUAUAACAUUACAAUAUAAUACAAGUCGGACAUAUGCGUACAUAUAGUGUCGUUUUGAUAAAAGAACAAAGUAGUAUAUUCAUUUUUACUUAAAGAAUUAAUCAAACGGAAUCGAUAUAUCGAUGCCAUAAUUGUAUGUAAAUAUUUUGUCAUUUGGCCUACCGUGAAAAUAAAUUCAUCAUAAACUAAUAUCAUCUACUAUACUACUAUUUUGAUAUUCCCCAACAGGUGUAAUUCGCCUAUCCAUACAAAUUCCAUCAAUAUAUGUGGCAUGGUUUAGAAAUAAAAAAUAUAUAUAUACUCCUUCAUAAUAUACUCCUUUAAUUUCAUAUACGGUGUUUGUGAAAUAAGGGUACAAUGUGCUAGUCUAUCACAGGUACAUACAUGGAUCGUGCACGUAUCCAUCUAUUCUAGCAACACAUUUCUCAUUAUAGAGCUACCCGUCAUUACACGGUAUACAAUGAGAUUUAUUUUUUGUUACUGUAGUUAUUAAUUUAUCGUACGCAAUAAUUGCCCGUGGUUUAUACCUCUGAGUUAGUAUAUAAAUAUUUAGAAUGUUGGAAGGAAUAGUUAGUGAGUAAGAGUUACUCUAGUAUGAUAAUGUUAAUAAUAAUCAUAAGAAUAA